AUAGCGCCCUCAAAGUCACGUGUUCUCUCCUUCUCGUCCGCUCGUUUAACGGACGUUGCUUUGUCCCUCAAACUAUUCAUUACCAAAUACUCCAAUUAUUUUUCUCUUCUCGAUCUUCCUUUAGGGUUUCAAUUUCAUUGCUUUAUUCAGUCAAUUCGGUUUACGCUUGCUGAUUUCGGGAUCCACUUUUCAUUCUCGAUUCCGCAGUUACAGCUGGCAGAAAAGAAAAGUUGGUUUUUUGCCAAUGGAGAAGCCAACAGAUUCUAGCUUAUUUGUCAAUGAUGGUUCUUUCAUGGAGAGGUUCAAACAGCUCCAACAGGAGAAGGAAAAGGAGAAAUUGAAGGGUGCCUCCUCAAAAGAGUCUAAGACAACCUCCAGUAUAUUGGGAGCUUCAACUCCAAAGGCAGUCAUUAGUAAGCCAAGCCUGGAAUUUAAAGCUAACUCUUCACGGAAAACUGCCACAGUUGCUUCAGGUGGGAAACUUGCAUUCAGCCUGAAACAGAAAUCCAAAAUACCUGCACCUUCUGUUAAGCUAGGUGAAGAUGAGGAUGAUGAGGAUGAAAAAGAUGCUGGGAAUUCUUCAGGAGAUGGGCCAAUUAAACGGCAGAGGGUGGAGGAACCUCGUGCUCUGCACAAGCCUCUUAGACAAAUUGAUGUUGCACCAAAUCCCCCAAGUGAUCCAGCAGUGAAGAAAGUUGCAGACAAAUUAGCAAGUUUUGUGGCUAAGCAUGGAAGGCAGUUUGAGAAUAUCACUCGCCAAAAAAAUCCAGGAGACACACCAUUUAAGUUCUUAUUUGAUGAAAGCUGUCCUGAUUACAAAUACUAUGAAUAUCAACUUAGUGAAGAGGAAAAGGCUCUAUCACAGACCAGCGAAACCCAAACAUCACAUAGAGUUACUAGUACUGCUACACCCAACUCAACAAGCAGUUCUCAUAGGUCACAUCAGCAGCAUUUGAAUUACCAAACUCCUGCAUCAGCAUUGUGGGGAGCAACAGAGAAUACAAGUUCUUCAGAACCGGCUGGAAAUUCUGGUCAUUCAGGCGGUCCAUCGGGGUCAGAUCCAAUAGCGAUGAUGGAAUAUUACAUGAAGAAAGCUGCAGAUGAAGAGAAGCUAAGGGCACCGAGAUCAUCGAAAGAUGAGAUGCCUCCACCUGCUUCUCUCCAAGUUCCAGGAAAGAAGGGUCAUCAUAUGGGGGACUAUAUCCCACCUGAAGAGCUUGUUAAGUUUUUGUCUACCUGCAACGAUGUAGCUGCUCGGAAAGCAGCCAUAGAGGCAGCAGAAAGAUCGAAAAUACAAGCUGAUAAUAUUGGCCACAAACUUCUGUCGAAAAUGGGUUGGAGAGAAGGUGAAGGACUAGGGAGCUCUAAAAGUGGUAUUGCAGAUCCAAUAACAGCUGGCAGUGUAAAAUCAAAUAACUUAGGUGUUGGUGCUCACCAACCCGGGGAGGUCACUCCAGAAGAUGAUAUCUAUGAUCAAUAUAAGAAACGAAUGAUGCUAGGCUACAAGUACAGGCCAAAUCCACUGAACAAUCCGCGGAAAGCAUACUACUGAGGCAAACUGCAAGCUUGUCGUCUACUCGGCCUACCUCUGUAUUGGAGUCACUUGUGUUUGUUAUAGCUUUCUUCAGGAAGACAAUAUUUAGAAGUUGAUGUUAUUCUGGUCGACAUACUACUUCUACAAGUUUGAAUUCGUUGUAUCUAAGACAUUGAAAUGACAUGUAUUGAACUCCGAUAUAUCUUUCACUUCCUGGUCUCUUGUUUAUUCAAAGUUUCACUUGAACAAACAUAUCUACAUCAAUACACCAAACCCAUGCGAGUUUUGUUUUCUGAGUACCCUUGUGCUAUUCUGUUGUAAUUGUCAUGAUAUGCUUUGUUAUUGGAAAGUUGAUGAUGCUGAAUAUGAGUGUAAACCUGCUUA
Solanum stenotomum is the source of this 1918-nucleotide messenger RNA. Its product is annotated as SURP and G-patch domain-containing protein 1-like protein. Bases 245 to 1552 code for a protein of 435 amino acids. Gene Ontology annotation, molecular function: RNA binding. The record is from RefSeq and is a predicted model, not a curated record. Gene Ontology annotation, biological process: RNA processing. Gene Ontology annotation, cellular component: nucleoplasm. The transcript is spliced from 9 exons. NCBI's taxonomy places the organism in Eukaryota, Viridiplantae, Streptophyta, Magnoliopsida, Solanales, Solanaceae.